CACAAUUCAGAACCUCUCACCAACCAAACACACCCCAACCGCAAACCUGCACAAUGGCCUCAACCGAGGACCCAACAACGCAACCACCAGUAAUAAACUACAUCCUCUCCUUCCUUCUAGUCGGCAUAGCCUGGGGCUUCACAACCCCUUUCAUCCGCCGCGCCGCCGCAGACUUCAACGCGCGACAAGACGCCAGCACCAGCACCAGUACCUCCUCCUCCCCCUCUGAACAAACCCCUCCUACCGUCUACGAAGACAAUGAAACGCCAUUGAAUCCGAUCGACCCUCCGUCCUCUGAACCCCACACCACCACCGAAGACGAAAACGAAGUCGAAGAAGAAGCAGAAGAAGAAGACAACCCCCCGCCCACGCAACCAGCCUGGAUGCGCCAGCCCCCGCAUCAAAAAACCUGGGUGCGCACGAAACUCACCUCGAUCUUCUGGACGGUCGUCAAUCUCCUCCGGACACCCGCCUAUUCGAUCCCGUUGGUCGUGAAUCUGACAGGGAGUGUGUGGUUCUUUUUGCUUGUUGGGAAGCAUGAACUCUCAUUGACCGUUCCGCUGGCGAAUUCAAGUGCGUUCUUGUUCACGGUGCUGGGCGAGUGGUACGUAGAGCGGAAGGGGAUCGCGCGGGAGACGUGGGUGGGGAUGGCGUUGGUGUUGGGCGGGAUUGCGGUUUGUGUGUUUUCAAAGUCUUGA
This is a messenger RNA of Aspergillus homomorphus CBS 101889, 698 nucleotides long. RefSeq lists its product as uncharacterized. The record is from RefSeq and is a predicted model, not a curated record. NCBI's taxonomy places the organism in Eukaryota, Fungi, Ascomycota, Eurotiomycetes, Eurotiales, Aspergillaceae. Bases 54 to 698 code for a protein of 214 amino acids. The transcript is spliced from 2 exons.